AGUCCGUACACUACUGCCUCCGUCACUACCACAGCCCCUGCUGACACAAGUAGCGAGGUGUCGCGCAAGAUCAAAGAGAAGUUCAAAAGUCGCAUUUCCAAUCAUGUCAUUCGUUGUCUCAAUCCUUUCCGUAAACCGGACUGUAAAUGCGGCCAGAUCACGAACAACGAAGACUUCAAGCAUCUGGCUCGGAAGCUGACCCAUGCCAUUUUGGAGAAGGAGUUAAAAAAUGUGUACAGCAUGGAGGAUCUGAAGGUUACGGACUCUGUUUUGCGCAAAGCCCGUGAUUACAUCAGACGUUAUAUGGUGAAGAUCGGUCCCGUGUACAAACGGCUUGUAGGAACCCCUUGA
Molecule: messenger RNA, 351 nt
Organism: Soboliphyme baturini
Lineage: Eukaryota; Metazoa; Nematoda; Enoplea; Dioctophymatida; Soboliphymatidae
Source: the annotation of a GenBank genome assembly